AUCAUUUUAAGGAUGUUUACUGUUUUUCCCACUUUCCCAGAAAACAACAACCCAAUAUUGCAGCAAAAAAAAAGAGGCCAAAAGUGAGUGUAAGCCCUUAUUCCUGCAGCUCGUGCUGGUACGUUAGAGACAUGCUACCUCCUUUGACCAGCAGGUGGCGGCAUUGUGUCACAAGAGUACAAAGUGUGAUUUUUACCCACAAAAAUGACGCACAAAACAGGUUCUGUAUUUUUGCUCUCGUUCAUUUUAUUUUAAAUAGCCUACAUGUUACAGGACAUGCAGUCACGUUUGAAGUCAGCAGUUUUGAAUAAAAAAUAAAUAAAAAAUAGACUUUCAAAUGAAAACGGAUGCAAGCUGACUUAAAGGUUCGGCACAAACACAAUCGCGGUCUACAAUAUUAAUAACCGAGCAGCCACGUUUGAAACGGCACCCUCGGGUGAACAGGGACUUCCAUGAAACGCCGUUCACCUAAAUCAGGGCUCGAGUGUGCGCAAAACGAUCCCACCAAUCAGGGCUCGACAAUACGCUGGCGUCUCCGCCCCUGCCUGCCUCUAAGAUCACCUCCCAGUGUGUUUUGGUCAUGAUUCGGUGUUCCUGCACAGAAGCCGACUGUCGGGAGAAGCUAGAUUUACAUAUGCUUUUGGGCGUUCUGGUCUUUGUACUUUAAUGCAAUUAAUUUAUAUGUGAAUGGAAGAUGUUUUCGUAUCCUCGGAGUCAUUCCCCGUCAUGACCUCACCACCGGACCGCCCCUCCAGUUGAAUGGGAUUCCUCAGCGCCUCUCUGUCGCUCCUUUUGGCACUGACUGUCUCUUCUUCCACCGCCGCCGCUCCAAGCCGCCGCUUUUAGGAUCCGCGAGCCGUUGCUUCCUCUUAUCAGUUCAUGAAUGGUUUGAUGCCAGAUCCGCCUGUCUGAUCGUCACAACAGCGACGACGCCAAAGACCCCGGUAGCCUGCGCGUCAGGGCCUUGGCCAUGGGGGGAUCCAAGAGUAAGCCCAAGGAUGUUGGCCAGCGAACCCGCAGCCUCGAGGGCAACCUCAGCUCUGGUGGAGUGGUUGGCGGCCACCACCUCAGCACCAAUCAACAGUCUUUAACACCCAAUCGUAGUCCCGCUAUAGAUGGAGGUCUUGGUGGCAAUCAGACCAAUACUGCAGAGUUGGCCCUGUUUGGAGGUGUGGACAACAAUGCUGUCACCUCUCCCAACAGAAUCACACUAGCAGGAGGCGUGACGACGUUCGUGGCGUUGUAUGACUACGAGUCUAGAACGGCCUCGGACCUUUCUUUCAGGAAGGGUGAACGCCUCCAGAUAGUCAACAACACGAGGAAAGUGAACUGCAGAGAAGGCGACUGGUGGCUGGCGCGCUCCCUUACCACUGGAGAGAGCGGUUAUAUCCCCAGCAAUUAUGUGGCUCCAUCUGACUCCAUCCAGGCAGAAGAUCAUCUCAGACUGACUCUAGAGUCCAGGUGGUACUUUGGUAAAAUCACUCGCCGCGACUCAGAGAGGCUGCUGCUAAGUUUAGAGAACAGGAGAGGGACUUUCCUGGUGCGAGAGAGUGAGACCACCAAAGGUGCCUACUGUCUGUCUGUAUUGGACUAUGACAACACCAAAGGGCUGAACGUGAAGCACUACAAGAUCAGGAAGCUGGACAGCGGAGGCUUCUACAUCACAUCACGCACACAGUUCAGCAACCUGCAGCAGCUCGUUAACCACUAUCGCAAGCACUCUGAUGGGCUGUGUCACAGUCUGACAGACAUCUGUCCGGUGCUGAAGCCUCAGACUCAGGGCUUGUCCAAGGAUGCCUGGGAGAUCCCAAGAGACUCCCUCCGUCUUGACCUCAAGCUGGGACAAGGCUGCUUUGGAGAGGUCUGGAUGGGAACGUGGAACGGGACAACACGAGUGGCAAUAAAGACUCUGAAAACCGGCACUAUGUCUCCUGAGGCCUUCCUCCAGGAAGCUUCGGUCAUGAAGAAACUGAGACAUGAAAAGCUGGUUCAGCUCUAUGCUGUGGUGUCCGAGGAGCCGAUCUACAUCGUCACAGAGUACAUGGGACAAGGUAGCUUACUGGAUUUCCUGAAAGGCGACAUGGGCAAAAUGCUCCGCCUCCCCCAACUGGUGGACAUGGCUUCACAGAUUGCUUCAGGGAUGGCUUAUGUGGAGAGGAUGAACUAUGUGCACAGGGACCUGAGAGCCGCUAACAUCCUGGUGGGAGAUAAUCUGGUUUGCAAAGUGGCUGAUUUUGGUCUGGCUCGCCUCAUUGAGGACAAUGAAUACACUGCGAGGCAAGGAGCCAAGUUCCCCAUCAAGUGGACGGCUCCCGAGGCUGCUCUGUACGGCCGCUUCACCAUUAAAUCUGACGUCUGGUCCUUCGGGGUCCUGCUGACUGAAUUGGCCACCAAAGGCCGAGUGCCCUAUCCAGGUAUGGUGAACCGGGAGGUGUUAGACCAGGUGGAGCGUGGCUACAGGAUGCCGUGCCCAGCAGAGUGUCCUGAAUCCAUGCAUGAGCUGAUGCUGACCUGCUGGAGAAAAGAGGCCGAGGAGAGGCCCACCUUCGAGUACCUGCAGGGCUUCCUGGAGGAUUACUUCACCUCCACAGAGCCCCAGUACCAGCCAGGAGAGAACCUGUAACUGUGCUGAACAUGGAAAUGUGCAUGCGGUCCUGCAUGCGCAAAACUGAGCAUGUGCAUCUACUCCCAGAGUGCAUGGACAAGUAUGUGUCAGGGUAUGUAUGUACUGUAUAACGGGGCAGAGAGCCAACUGCAUUCUGGGUACUGUCAGUUACUCUCUGACAUCAAGUAGUAUCAGUGAGUAUCAUGAAACCAAUCAGCAACUUUCAGUUCCUGCCUCUUUCCAAAGUCAUUGUCAUGCUCUUCAACAUGUCCGCUCUGAUGGAGUAAAAGACUAAACUGUGGUAUUAUUUUGUUUAUUAUACAGUACUGUGUUAUUCUAUUUGUCAGUCAAAUCAACACUCUGCACAUCCAAGCAGGUUGUUCUACCUUCCUUGUGUUUUUAAGGCGCCAUAAUAAUAUACAUUCCCCAUGCACUCUUCCUGCGUUAACUCACCUGACUGAUCUUGUAGUUUGCCAGCUUCAACACUGCAAGUGACACCAGACUAUGACGUAAAAGACUGCAUAUGGGUUCAAACAUGGGAGUCCAGAGAAUGAAUGUUGAAUUCGAGCGUUGCCCUGCUGAAAGCCCCUCUUCAGGAUCUCUAUUUUCACUCCAUUUUCUUUGGGGUACCAUUUGUGACACACAUGCUCAGAGUCUGUCUUCCACUUUGCCACUUGACAAGCAACUAUUUGUAACAUACAAUAAUUUGCCAGGACGUUGUGGGUUUUAUGUUGUUGUUAGACCUGGAUCACCUGGAAUAUAUUCAGGUCAACGAUUUGACGAUUUAUAAUCAUGCUUCCGCUGUGCGACAUUUCAGCUAGUUUCCCGACCCGCUGUGAGAUUAAGUACCAGACUAACACCUUUUGAUUCCCAUAAGAGUGUGUAGUCUCACUCCCCAAUUGGACGAAUUGGUGUAUCGCUGUGACCAACAUACAGCUAAACUCAAAGAAGAGAACAAGCAGAGUCUAUCUAUUUUCUAAUUGUGACUUUUCUUACAAACAAAUGGCUACUGAUCACUAAUGGUCGUCUCAGGAUGCAGAAGACUAGAAUUCUGCUGCGAGGAUUUUUGUGCCAUGGAAAAUCUCUUUUGUACUCUCUUCUACUGUGUAAAAGUGUAUUUUACUACUCUACUUUUCUUACAAUGAAGUUUGAGUUGUGUAAGCAGUUGUUCUUCCUUAAAAGGACAAUCCACUGUUUUGAGAUCCUGCACCAACCGGCUCCACAGCAUGGGUUCAAGGUGCUGAUUUGUGUUCAAGCAUUCAAAUUAAAAUCAGGUGACUCUUCUUGUCUCUAUUUCGUUCUGACCUUCAUUAAUAUGAAGAUUUCUAUCUUUAAUCAGCCUCAGUAUUUUCCUAUUCAGCGCAUCUUUGUGCACAAUCGUACACUGGAGAUAUUAUGUUUCUGUGAUAAAUGAGCAACAGAGCGAUCCUGUGCUGAGGAUGGUUAUGCCUCCUUCCAGCCUGUAUGGAGCAGACCUUCCCAUAAACUCAGCAUGUACAGCAAAUAAAUUGGCAUAUUGAGACUUAAUUGUAAAUAUCCUUAAUGCUAAUUUUGUUUGUAUAUAUCAUCUUUAUAAUUUAUUCCUUUUAAAAAUAACCCAAUUGUUUAUUUGACUUUUGGCGUCAUCAUUUAAACUUUAAUGUUUAUGGUACUUUCAUGGGUUGAAUGACAUAACAAUAGCGAUAUAAAUAUAUAUUAUAGAAACACAAAUGUUUUUUCUUUGUGCUCGUAUUUCUGUGAAACGUAUCUUGGUUGUACAUUUUCAAUAUGACUGACAGAAUUGGUGAGGAGAACUGCUCCGUAUCCCCUGACUCGCAACAGUUCUGUCUUGCCAGAUACUGAUCAUCUACCAGCAUCACUCCUUCCCAUAAUACAAUCAAAACCACAAAUGUUUACACCGUGAUCAUCUUUAAAUCAUUUUGGUGCUGCUUCAGAGGCUGGUAAAUGAGCAGGUAAUCAAAUGUCUUGUUCAAAUGUCUAAUUCUUGUUAAACAUUUUUGGGUUUUUUUCUGGGUACACCUGACCAAUAUUGUGUGUGUGUGUGUGUGUGUGUGUGUGUGUGUGUGUGUGUGUGUGUGCUGCCAUUCUCUGUGCGCCCACAAUCGCUCAUUGGUUUGAUCGAAUAUCUCCAGCUUGUUGUUCAUAAAGCGCUACUCAUUAUGAUUAAAUAACUCCAUACAGAAAGUGAUUUGGCUGUCAUGAAUUGAAGGAGUUUGAUAUCUGGGAAGCGUACUAUGUCCCGUGGACAUAUGCCACAAUGAAUGCAUUGACCUGCAUGGGUGUAGUCGGGUGCUCUGGCAUCGUUCCCUUAUAUUCCUGACCUGCCUCACUCAAUGCUUAUGAGCAAAAGUGCACGAAAGUGAUCAUGUUAUUUGUAUGCAGCCUUGCUUACAAGCCAAGGUUAUUUCCUGUUGGGUUCUGUGGGUCUUCUCUCUGGCUAUGCAGAUCUUUUUUAAAUCUGUGAUAUUCCUAUAUAUACUCUUUUCUACUGUAUCCAAUGGGAAUUUUCAGAUAAAUAGCUCUUUGUUAAAUCCUACUGAAUAUUGUUCAAAUUUGAAAGUAUGUUUGAAUAAAAUUUGUAUAUUACCAACUGUA
Messenger RNA from Anarrhichthys ocellatus (wolf-eel), 5200 nucleotides. RefSeq names its product v-src avian sarcoma (Schmidt-Ruppin A-2) viral oncogene homolog (gene src). The transcript has 14 exons. Gene Ontology annotation, molecular function: protein tyrosine kinase activity; ATP binding; protein binding. Bases 971 to 2623 code for a protein of 550 amino acids. Lineage: Eukaryota; Metazoa; Chordata; Actinopteri; Perciformes; Anarhichadidae. Gene Ontology annotation, biological process: protein phosphorylation. The record is from RefSeq and is a predicted model, not a curated record.